This is a messenger RNA of Sphaeramia orbicularis (orbiculate cardinalfish), 1761 nucleotides long. Its product is annotated as arylamine N-acetyltransferase 2-like. The coding region runs from base 104 to 973 and encodes 289 amino acids. The transcript has a single exon. Gene Ontology annotation, molecular function: arylamine N-acetyltransferase activity. Lineage: Eukaryota; Metazoa; Chordata; Actinopteri; Kurtiformes; Apogonidae. The record is from RefSeq and is a predicted model, not a curated record.
UCGAGUUGAAUAAAGUCUUCCCGAUUUAUUUUUUGCACGAUUGUUAUUUCAACAGAAGUUUAAAGUGAAAGUAGUGACGUUUAAUCCUGUUAAAGUACUGAAGAUGACCUCGGUGCAGAUGGAUGUGCAGACCUACCUGACUCGCAUUGGGUUUGAGGGUCCAGCUGGGCCCAGUCUGGACACACUGAGGUCCAUCCACAUCUGUCACCUGCGGUCUGUGCCGUUUGAGAACCUCACUGUCCACAGCGGAGGACAAGUCCAUCUGGACCUCCCACUUCUGUACGACAAAAUCGUGAACCACCGCAGAGGUGGUUUUUGCUUUGAGAACAACGGGCUCUUCUCCUGGUUACUCUCCAAACUGGGCUUCCAGGUCACUCUGCUCUCAGGUCAGGUUAAAAAUGCCAUCACAGGUUGCUAUGGUCCACCUUUUGACCAUCUGGUCCUCAUGGUGACCCUGGAGGGACACCGCUGGCUGUGUGAUGUGGGGUUUGGGUCCCUUGGAUUCUUCAAGCCACUGUCAUUGGAGACAGAUGACCUCCAGGAGCAGGGCCACAGAGUGUACCGGAUCAGAAGGGACAACAGCACCGGUGUGUGCUUCAUGGAAUCACAACAAGAUGAAAACAAAGGAGCAGAUGGACUCUGGACACAGAGCUACAAGUUCACCUUUGACCCUCGGUGUUUGGAGGACUUCACCAGGAUGUGUCACUACCACCAGACCUCCGUCUCCUCCAUCUUCUUCUGUAAAUCCUUUUGCACCAUUUUGACUCCAGGAGGAAGGCUGACUUACAUUGGUCACAAACUGACCACCACCACAUUUCCAUCAGAAGAAACAGGUGGUGUGUUAGAAACUGAGACAAGGGAACUGAAGGAUGAAGAGAUUUCUCAUGUACUUGCAGAGAAAUUUGGAAUAAUACUUAAAUCUCCACUUAUUCCUAAAGAUGAGGCUAUCACACCACCUCCAGUCAUGUACUGAUUUGUGAAAAAGGAGAACUUCAUGUCUUAAUAAGUGCAUAAGGCUUUAAAACCUCUUGAGACCCAGCAAAACAAUAGGUCCACUGCAAAGGACAUUCCAUAAAAAAAAAAAAAAAAAAAAAAAAAAAAAACUUGCAUCAUGGUGUUUCAAAUUAAGACUAUUUUUUAAUGUAAAAAAGCCAAAACUUUCACUUUCCUGGGUCUCAGGAGGUUAAAUGAGCAUCUUAAACAUUCAGGUCUGAAUAGAGAAGGAUCUAUAUUCUUUACCAUUGUGAUAGUCACAGCCACACAGGGGUAGUUUUGAACACACUUCCGCCUCAUUGGUUUAUCACUCCACAUAGUAUAUUCUCAUUUUCAGUUACUUUUAGUGCAUCAUUACCACAUGGUCAUUACAGUUGCAGCCAACCACACAUUUAGUUAUUUAACAUACACAUUUUAGUUCAUUUUGCAUUUAUUUUAACCUUACACUGUUUUUAUGGCAUGCACACAUAACAGCACUGUAGGGUGACAAAAUUAUUUAUAUUAUUUGGUUAUAUUUGUUAUAUUAAUCCUUUUGCUCUUUUGUCUUUGAGUUACCAAGCAUGGUGGGAGCCCUUCCUGGUAUGGGGGUAAAGGUGUACCCAAGGGUGAAGCAAUGUUAAAUAGAAGAAGUCCAGGAGGUACUUGAAUUUUUUGGGGGAAAAUGCAUUACAUAAGUCAUCAUGUACUAAAUACAAAAUAGAUAAUGAGAAUUAAUGCUGAAAUAUAAAACACAAUAAAUACAUUCAUAUAAUAGUUUUAUUGUCAAUC